AUGGAGGUUUUUACUGAUCCAACUUUGAUUAAGACUAAGUUUGUUGAUUACUUUAAGUCUGCUUAUGCAAACUCUCAGCCUGCAUCUCAAAUUCCUCAAGCUAAGUAUAUCAGGAAAAGAUUUGUGACAAAUGAAGUUGAAAGAUUAGAGAAGGUUGUGUUAAGGGAGGAAAUCAGAAGCACAGUUUUUGCUAUGGGUCCGGAUAGAGCUCCUGGUCCAGAUGGAUUUUCCACUAGGUUCUUUCAACAGUUUUGGGGUAUUGUUGGAGAGGAAUUCACUAAUGCAAUUCUUCAAUUCUUUGAUCAUCCAGAACUGGGAAGAGAGAAUUUCUCAGGUAUUAUGGAAGUUGAGGUUCAAAGUGGUAGAGUUAUUCCAACUGAAGCUGCAGUCAAAUCUGGUAUACCUAUUACGCAUCAGUUUUUUGCUGAUGAUUUGUUGAUAGUUGUUAGAGCUAAUAUGGCCGCAGUUCUCUCAUUGAAAAAAACUCUGGUUGAGUUUGAAAAAGCUUCAGGUUUAGCAGUAAGUAAGGAGAAAUCCAAGGUCUUCAUUACUAAUUCAGUUAGGAGGAAAACUGGUAUCAUUAGAUCUCUUGGCUGCAAGGUGGGUAAACUUCCUUUUACUUACCUUGGUCUUCCUAUAUCAGAUAAAAUGGUUAGAAGCAGGGAUUGCAACAGGCUAGUAGAGAAGGUUAUUUCUCUUACAACUAGAUGGAAUGGUCUUCAUCUUUCUAUGGCUGGUAGAGUGGAAUUGAGCAGGGCUGUAAUUAUUCCUUUGGUACACUAUUGGACUUCUGUUUUUUCCUUUCCUGCUGUGAUUAUCAAUAUCAUUGAAAGGAAAAUGAGCAACUAUAUUUGGGAGCAUGUUGAAGACAGGAAAAAGAUACAUGGUUUGCGCUGGAAUAAACUUGGUGUUCCUAAAGAGGAAGGGGGUUUGGGUCUGAGAAGAUUGAGGGACAUUGACAAGGCUGCUAAGUGUAGUCUUACUUGGGAUUUUUUGUUAUCCAAAGAUAGAUUGUGGGUGGCUUGGUUUAAGGAAAAUUACUUGAGACAUUCUUCCUUUUGGAAUGUAAUUCCUAAGGAAUCAUUCUCUUCAAUCUGGAAAAACAUUGUGGCUGUUAGAGACAUUAUAAAAGAAAAUUGUAGAUAUAGAAUUGGUAAUGGACAGCAGAUUCAAGUGUUUUUGGAUCCAUGGUGUGAAGGAAGCUGUGACUUUACUUGGAAGGUUUGGAAUGGUAUUUCUGCCAUAGUUGGAUGGAAUUUACAAAGGGUCUUGGAUUUGUAG
Molecule: messenger RNA, 1281 nt
Organism: Cornus florida
Lineage: Eukaryota; Viridiplantae; Streptophyta; Magnoliopsida; Cornales; Cornaceae
Exons: 4
Coding region: 1-1281 (426 amino acids)
Source: RefSeq, a predicted model, not a curated record